Molecule: messenger RNA, 904 nt
Organism: Echinops telfairi (small Madagascar hedgehog)
Lineage: Eukaryota; Metazoa; Chordata; Mammalia; Afrosoricida; Tenrecidae
Product: ribosome biogenesis protein BOP1-like
Exons: 3
Coding region: 1-450 (149 amino acids)
Source: RefSeq, a predicted model, not a curated record
AUGCCGGGCCCACGCGGCCGCACUGCACGUGCGCCCGAAGCUGCUGGCCGCGUCCUCUGCUCUUGUGUCACCGCCCUGGCGCGGGGGCUCCCAGCUGCGCCUGGGGGGCGCUCCGGGCUGUGCUGGCAUCCUGGGCAUGAAGACAGGCAGGUGGGCACCGGCUGGAACCAACGCUGUGCCUCCCUGCAGCCCUCUCUCCUCCAAGGUGCUGCACCUGGCCGCAGCGAAGCCAGUGACUCGGGCCUCUCUGGCAGUGAGGAGAGCGUGUUCUCUGGCCUGGAAGACUCGGACAGUGACAGCAGUGAGGGCGGGGCCACCAGUGGUACGGGGAAGACGGCGGAGGACCCACAGGCUGGCGGCGGCCACUCGCUGAGGAUGGAGGCGGCGGGGAGCACACCUGGCCAGGACGAAUAUGCAGAGGACAGCUCUGAUGAGGAGGUGGGCUCUUGAGGCUGGACCUUUUGCCAGGGGCUGGUGUGUGGGCUGAGGUUGGCCCCAGGUUGGGGGGCGGAGAGCCCAGAGCAGCCUGCGAGGGUGUGCUGGCACGAGGCCAUCCCAGGUGCAGGAGCCAUUAGGGUCUGGGAUGUGUGAGUGAGGUGAUAUGCGCGGGUGCCCGGGUAGGUGGGGCGCAGAGCCCUCUGCUUGUGUGUCACAGGCAGUCUGUCUCCUAGUAUCCCUCCAGCCUCUGCUGGGAGCCUGGGGAGGGGCUGACUGACUGAUACCCCCGUGUGUGUCCUCAGGCCCUGGCGCUUCCACACUGCCCCCCUUUGGGGUGGGCUAGGGUCUGUAUGUGAGCUGAGGGUCAGGACAGGCCCCCAGGGGGUCUGGGGCACUGGUCCUCAUGCUGUGUCUUGAGUUUGGGACAAGACACGGUGGUACCAGGCUACUGGUCUCGGGCUGUGAG